This is a messenger RNA of Megalops cyprinoides (Indo-Pacific tarpon), 5526 nucleotides long. RefSeq names its product guanine nucleotide exchange factor DBS-like. Gene Ontology annotation, cellular component: cytoplasm; extrinsic component of membrane. The record is from RefSeq and is a predicted model, not a curated record. The transcript has 32 exons. Gene Ontology annotation, biological process: positive regulation of Rho protein signal transduction; intracellular signal transduction. Gene Ontology annotation, molecular function: guanyl-nucleotide exchange factor activity; protein binding. NCBI's taxonomy places the organism in Eukaryota, Metazoa, Chordata, Actinopteri, Elopiformes, Megalopidae. Bases 216 to 3737 code for a protein of 1173 amino acids.
GCGUGUGUCUGCGUGUCUCCAAGUGGUCGUGCCUCCCCCUCUCCUCCACGCCGCCAAGGUCCUCGGCUCCGCCAAGCUCUGCCAGGUGCUGGCAUCUGCAUUCACAGCGGCAGCGGCAGCAGCAGCAGCAGCAGCAGACACCCCCGCUCCACUCCUCUCCUCUCCGCUCUGACGGUGCCGAGAUCUCGCUGCGCAGCCCUCGUUGUCCCGCAGAGAUGAGCCUGUGGCCGCAGAUGGAGGAUGCGGCUCUGGAGGAGCUGCAGCGGAGGCUGGAUGCAGUCGCCCAUGGCAUUGAUGAGAUCAUGCAGAAGGAGAGCAGUCCCCUCUGUGCUGCAGACAUUGGCCCCGACCUCAGGAAACAGUUUGCCUUCCUGUCAGGGGGUCGAGGGGAGAAUGGAAGCCCCAUCAUUGUGUUCCCCGAAUUUCCUGCCUUCAGCGAGCUCCAGGAGCAGGAGUUUCACAACGUGCUGACCUACCUGACCAGCAUUCCCAGCCUGACGGCCGCAGGGGUCGGGUUCAUCCUGGUCAUCGACCGGCGGCAGGACAGAUGGGCGUCCGUGAAGGGGACGCUUCUGCGCAUCGCGGGCUCAUUCCCAGGGAAUCUGCAGCUGGUUCUGGUGCUGCGCCCCACCACGCUGCUCCAGCGGACUCUGUCGGACAUCUUCUUCAAGUUCAACAGGGAUGAAUUUAAAAUGAAGGUGCCGGUGAUAAUGCUGAGCUCCGUCACGGAGCUCCACAGCUACAUCGACAGGACCCAGCUGACCCAGGAGCUGGGCGGAACGCAGGAGUACUGCCACGAGAAGUGGAUCUCACACCGCACUGCUAUUGAAGGCUUUGCUCUCAUGGUAAAGAAGACUGCACAAACUCUUCAGUCCUUUGGGACAGAGCUGGCUGAAACAGAGCUCCCCAACGAUGUCCAGGCCACCACCAACCUUCUGGGAAUUCAUAUGGAGAAGAGGGACAAGAUGAAGGAGGAUCUUAGAAUAGCCCUGAACCAGGGGCACCGGCUCCUGGAGAGCAUCAAUGAGCCACUGGUGAAGGACCCGGACUAUACCAUGAACCAGGAUGAGCUGGAGAACCUGGCCACCGUACAGAGGCUGCUGUCACAGCUGGAUGAGACAGAGACAGCGUUUGAUGAAUUCUGGGAGCGGCACCAGACUAAGCUAGAGCAGUGCUUGCAGCUGCGUCACUUUGAGCACACCUUCCGGGAGGUGAGGGCUCAGCUGGACCUGGCUGCUGAGCGCCUGUCAGUCUUCUCUGAGGUGGGCAUCAACCCUGCCCAUGCCGAGCACAUCCUGAGAGACCUGAUGUAUCAUGAGGAGAGGACCUGCGACGUCCUGGACCGGGCCCAGGCGCUGGCCUGCGAGGGCGACCGCCUCAUCGAGAGUGCCCACUAUGCCGUGGACUCCAUCCUGCCCAAGUGCAGCGAGCUGCGCGCCGCCAGUGAGGACCUGACGGCCGCCAUGAAGGCCAGGAAGGCACACCUGCUCAAGGCCAUGGAGCUGCAGCAGAGUCUGGAGAAGGCUGCUAAGUGGUGUGAGGAUGGCAUCUACCUGCUGGCGUCCCAACCUGUGGACAAGUGCCAAUCACAGGAGGGGGCGGAGUCUGCCCUGCAGGAAAUAGAACGCUACCUGGAGACAGCUGGGCAGCACAACAAGCUAACGGACCUCAACUCCAUCUGGAGGGAGUACGACUCCGUGCUCAAUGCCGAGUUUAGGGAGCAUGUGGAGAGGGUGUUCCAGAAGCAGGUGUCCAUGCAAGAGAUGUUCGAGAAGCGCAGGGUCAGCCUGAAGAAGUUGGCGGCCAAGCAGACCCGACCUGUCCAGCCCGUGGCCCCCCGGCCUGAGGCCAUCAAGUCACCCCUGUCAUCCCCCGUCCACCUGGGACCAGAGAAAACAUGCACCAAUGGAGACUCAGUGAAUGGGGUGACCUGCAGAAAAGCCGACAUCAACAUCCAGAGCAGUAGCAGACAUGCAUCACUCUCCGAGGAAGAGGAGAACCUGGCUGUGCUGAGACGACAUGUGAUGAACGAGCUCCUGGAGACGGAGAGGGCUUACGUAGAGGAGCUGCUCUGCGUCCUGCAGGGCUACGGGGCAGAGAUGGACAACCCUGCCAUGGCACACCUCAUCCCCAGCACCCUGCAGAACAAGAAGGAUGUCCUGUUUGGGAACAUGGCAGAGAUCUACCAGUUCCACAAGAGUACCUUCCUCAGGGAGCUGGAGGCCUACACAGAGUGUCCUGAGCUCGUGGGCCGCUGUUUCCUGGAGAGGAUGACUGAUCUGCAGAUCUAUGAGAAAUACUGCCAGAAUAAACCUCGCUCUGAGAGUCUAUGGAGGCAAUGCUCCGACUGUUCCUUCUUCCAAGAGUGUCAAAAAAAGCUGGAGCACAAACUGGGUUUGGACUCCUACCUGCUGAAACCAGUGCAGAGAAUAACAAAGUACCAGCUCUUACUCAAGGAGCUGCUUAAAUACAGCAGGAACUGCGAGGGGGCAGAUGACCUGCAGGAGGCACUGUCCUCCAUCCUGGGCAUCCUGAAGGCCGUCAACGACUCCAUGCACCUCAUCGCCAUCACUGGAUACGAGGGCAACCUGAGCGACCUGGGCCGGCUGCUGAUGCAGGGCUCCUUCAGUGUGUGGACGGAGCACAAGAAGGGGCAUGCAAAGGUCAAGGACCUGGCGCGCUUCAAGCCCAUGCAGCGGCACCUGUUCUUGCACGAGAAGGCACUGCUCUUCUGCAAGCGGCGCGAGGAGAACGGCGAGGGCUACGAGAAGGCCCCCUCCUACAGCUUCAAGCACUCGCUCAGCAUGAGCGCAGUGGGCAUCACAGAGAACGCAAAGGGUGACAACAAGAAGUUUGAGAUCUGGUGCAACUCCAGAGAGGAGGUGUACAUCGUGCAGGCCCCGACACCUGAGAUCAAGACGGCGUGGGUAAAUGAGAUCCGGAAGGUUCUGACUGGCCAGCUGAAGGCCUGCAGAGAAGCCAGCCAGCAGAGGGUGUCAGAUCAGGUGUUCCAGUUUCCACCUGCCAACCCUGCACCUGUCAGCCUCAGUCCCUUGAAAAACAACCAGAAGAACACAAAGAAGGGGGAGGAGAAGAAGGCGGAGCCUCCCAGCCCUGAUGCUAACUCCUCCCCAUCGCCAAAGUCAGCAGACAAAGGCAAAGACGAGGCAGUCAUCAGCCCCACCACAGAGAGAGCAGCCGUGGCUAAAAAGCGCUUUACCCUGCAGGGUUUCAGCAACCUCAAGAGCCAGAAAGGAUCUCCCACUAGCCCCGACCACAAAACCAAACGUCAUGAGAUUAAGAGUGACCCAACUCCAUUUGGCCUUAGAGGCUGGGCCAAAGCCUCCCUUUCAUUGGACGCCUCUGAAGAGAACGAUGGAUAUUCCAGUGCUGAGGACCCCCUGAACUCUGACCCUGAGGAUGAGGGAGGCAAGAAACUGUCUCCAGGGAAGUACACGGUGAUGGCCGACUAUGAGAAGGGAGGGCCGCAGGACCUAUCAGUCAAGAGCGGUGAUGUUGUACAGCUGAUCAAGGAGGGAGACGACGGACAGUGGUUUGUGCGCAACCUCAAAACCAGCAAGGAGGGGUGGGUCGCGGCUGCAAACCUGCUGACUCUGAUUGGACAGUCCAUGUCUUCCCAGUCCCUAACCAGCUCAGAGUGCAGCGGAUCUGGCAACCUGAGUACCUCGUCUAGCUGCAGCGAGACCUAUACCAGCUUCUCUGACAUCAAGGCCUAGUGCCCGGUACAGCCGUACCCUGCAGCACCCCCUGGUGUCCAGCACCUGCACAUCAUCACUUCCACUGCUCCCAUGUUCACACUCACAUUCAGGCACUGGAAAGGGGCAGAAAGUGUGAACUCCUUUGUUUUACAUGUGAUGAGGGACAUGUUUUGAGGUUUUAUAUUAAGGACAGGGGCUCCUGCCCCUCUUGCGGGGGCUGACACUGUGCAGCCCAGACGCCUCAGCGCUGCUCACCCUCCCACCCAAAUGCAGACAGAUCCGGACCUGUCAGCCCUAUGGCCCCAGCCCGCACUAACAAGGUGGCAGUAUCUGGACCCUGACUCCGGGACACGGCCUAACGCAGCACAACAGACCCCUCUUUCCUGCUCAUUGUUACCCACCACUAUAGGUGUCGGUCUAUUUGAUAAUCCCUGUGUGUGUCCCAGAAUGGUCCAAUCACAUAAAGAGUAUCCCAAAAAAAAGACUGUAUAUUUAAAAAAACAUGUAUAAAUAUAAAAAUGUGUUAACCACGCUGACUGCCAUGUACAGCAUGAGAAGCCUGUUACGGUGAGACAGGGAGCUCUGUUCACUCACACAGAACCCAAGGGAGGCGCAGGUGGGCUUUUACCAUGAUCCACUCUGGCAAAGACCUUCUCCCAUCCCUGUGGCCCAACGCGCCGAACCCAAUGGCAUGCAACCAGCGCACAAGAUGACAAGAAGACUGUGAACACGAGGGCUGCCACCAGCAAGGAAGACACACUGGCCCUGCCUUGUUUCCAACCUUUUCCUGAAGAAUCACAGCAAUGUAAUUUCUUAUUUUUCUACACAUAUUCCCUAUACAGAGAGUGAGUGAUACCUUCAGAAUGGGUUGAUGAACCACACCACUUUUCCUGUGGUUUACUGCGACCUUUACUGGUCAGCUGGGGGGGUUUAUCCCACAUGAACAGCUCUUAAAGUGGUGUAUAGUUUUACUUUGUAUAGUUUGUAUAGAUCUGACCUAUUACCUCACUUGGUUCCACUGAACAGUCAUCAUAAUGGUUACUUCAUGGGUCGUUGUCUUAAAAAGCUAUCAUACCAUCAUGAUGUGCUGCUUUCUGUCACUUCAGCGUCAGUGGUGAUUGUUGGUGCUAGUGAAAGCUCCUCAGGUUAUGAGGACAUUUCAUUUUACCAUGGUUCCUCUGUUUUACCAUGAUUAUACAUUGUUUCCACAGAAAAGAAUGCCUUGAUAGGGUUUUUCAGACAACGCCAUGAAAUUGAAAAAUAUCCUGUUUCACUCUUCACAGCAAAAAAAAAAAAAAAAAAAUCAGCCAUACAAAGGUCUAGCCCUAAAAGAUUACUAGGUUUGACAUGCCCUACCAGUACACAAAUAAAAACCAUAUUCAUAAAGACAAAUUCCCAAAGGUCAUUAAACCUGUUUAGGUAAUGGAACACAUAUUGUAUAUGAGAAAUACGUAUGUGUUUGGAUUGUAAAAAGUGUACAGUGUCUGUGUCCAUCAUCAUGAUGUAUCAAAUUCAUUCUUAUUCUCAACUGUGUAUAGUUACCUGAAUCAAUGGUGAAGGUUGUAACAAUAAACCCAAUCCCGAAACAUUUCUCAAGCCUCCCCUAGCAUGUCAGAAUAACAUCUGAUACAUCAUUCAUUCAGGACAUUAUACUUUGUUUCAGACAGUAUGCUGAAUAAACAUUUCACAUUUUGAAACUGCUGUGAGGAAAUGUGAUGUAAAAUAUUGUACUUGUUUUACUUUGAUUUGCACUCUGUAAGUCAAUAUAAUUCUGAUGUAACUGUUUCUUGCACUUUAUGCAGCACAU